GCCGGCUGCAAAGCGAGCGCGAGUGUAGACGCGUGCGGCGCGCUAAAUCUUACUGCGCUCACCCCCGCCAGGCCAGGCCCUCCUAGGGGAAAAAGUCCCAACCGCUGCCCCCCCCCCUUGAAAAAAACGUAAAAUCUUAGACAUGAAGGCUUUGUACGUCCCAAAUUGCCAAUCCCCUCGCCCAGCUGGGUUAGGGGAGUGGAGCCUAGUGAGGAAGAGAACUCGGGAAAAAAGUUGUGCGGGGCCUUUGGAGAAGUUUCAGGAAAGAUCUCAAGAUGGAAACCACAGCGAGGCACAAGACGGGCUUCUGCUCCCACUUGCAAAAAGAGAAAGUCGCGCUCACCUUCCUGCCCGACAGAAAACAACAACACAACAAGAACCCCAAAGAGUGGAAUGACUGAUGUCACAGAGCCGGGCUCACAGGCUGACAAAGGGGAACGCGCCCCUCCCCCUCUGCGCCGCGCGCAGCCCCAGAAUAGGGCGCCGGGUAGCAAAGCGAGCGGACUCGAAACUUUUCCUCUUUAAGAAAAAAAAGUUGUGCGCGGCUCGGAGUGGGUUUUUUUUUCCUCGCCUUCUUUCCUCGUCUCCCCUCCCCCUUCUUCCUUUUGAAAGUUUUUUUCCCCCGAGUUUGACCGCAUGGCUGAUUCAACUUCAGUGUCAAUCAACUUUUUUUUCCUCCUCUUCCUCAUUUAAAUAAGUUUAAAGCUCCUCCUCCCCCAGAUUAACUUUAUAAACUGGGCUUCGCGCGCCGCAGCCCGAGAGAGUCAGAAAGGCUAGGGGCGCAGGGAGCAGGCGUGUGGGAUUCCAGACGCGAGAGCCGGAGGCUGCGCCUUCCCCGCACCGGGACCUUCGCGACACACCAGAUCCUCGUCCCUGCCCCGUACGAGCACCCACGAUGACCACCACCCUCGUGUCUGCCACCAUCUUCGACUUGAGCGAAGUUUUAUGCAAGGGUAACAAGAUGCUCAACUACAAUACUCCCAGUGCAGGGGGCUGCCUGCUGGACAGGAAGGCAGUGGGCACCCCUACCGGUGGGGGCUUCCCCCGGAGGCACUCUGUCACCCUGCCCAGCUCCAAGUUCCACCAGAACCAGCUCCUCAGCAGCCUCAAGGGUGAGCCAGCCCCAGCUCUGAGCUCUCGGGAUAGUCGCUUCCGAGACCGCUCUUUCUCAGAAGGGGGCGAUCGGCUGCUGCCCACCCAGAAGCAGCCGGGGAGCGGUCAGGUCAACUCCAGCCGCUACAAGACGGAGCUGUGCCGCCCCUUCGAGGAGAAUGGUGCCUGUAAGUACGGGGACAAGUGCCAGUUCGCCCACGGCAUCCACGAGCUCCGAAGCCUGACCCGCCACCCCAAGUACAAGACGGAGCUGUGCCGCACCUUCCACACCAUCGGCUUUUGCCCAUACGGGCCUCGCUGCCACUUCAUCCACAACGCUGAGGAGCGCCGUGCCCUCGCCGGGGCCCGGGACCUCUCCGCUGAUCGUCCCCGCCUCCAGCAUAGCUUUAGCUUUGCUGGGUUUCCCAGUGCCGCUGCCACCGCCGCUGCCACGGGGCUGCUGGACAGCCCCACGUCCAUCACCCCACCCCCCAUCCUGAGCGCUGAUGACCUCUUGGGCUCACCCACCCUGCCCGAUGGCACCAAUAACCCCUUUGCCUUCUCCAGCCAGGAGCUGGCGAGCCUCUUUGCCCCUAGCAUGGGGCUGCCUGGAGGUGGCUCUCCGACCACCUUCCUCUUCCGGCCCAUGUCCGAGUCCCCUCACAUGUUUGACUCUCCCCCCAGCCCUCAGGAUUCUCUCUCGGACCAGGAGGGCUACCUGAGCAGCUCCAGCAGCAGCCACAGUGGCUCAGACUCCCCCACCUUGGACAACUCAAGACGCCUGCCCAUUUUCAGCAGACUUUCCAUCUCAGAUGACUAAACCAGGGUAGGGAGGGACCCCCUGCCCACUCCAGCCCCCCCACCCCAUACCCACAUCCCCUACCCUCACCUCCCUACCCUACCACCCCUACAUUAACAAGAUUAAGCUCAACCCCUUUCCUCCAGAACCUUGGAAUGCCCCUCCCUCUUCCCCCUUUUUAACCCCUUACCAUGAGGACAAGUCAAUUUGUCAGUAGCUUCUUCUGGCUUGAAACCCUCUCCCCUUGAUUUUAUAGCCCACUUACCAUGCAUAACAGACAAGUCCCAUAUUUGUCAGUAGAUGCCUUUUUUUUCUGGCUUAAGCCUUAAGUGCCAAAUCACAAAAGAAAAAAGCAGUAACAGUUUACAGAAGCAACUUAGUGCCUUGUAAUCUAACUUUGUCACUGUGACUACAUUACCUCUUCAGCGCCAGAGGGCACCCGUGGGCCUCCCGGAGCCUCUGCCCAUGGGGAGGGGGGAGGGGGAGGGGACCCAGGACCAGCAGCUCCCUCCACUGGCGAUGCAACUGCACCUUCCCUUACUUCGGUCUCCCACACACUUCCUUCUCCCCUCUCCCCAGUAUACACCCCCCUACACCCUCUUGGGAGACUUGUUGCCAGACUUGGGUUUUUGGGGAAACGUAUCUUGACAUUCAAAACCUUUUUCUUCCCGAGCUGAACCUCUGUUGACUGAUCUUGCCUGGGUUGGUGUAGGUCUACAGGAAGGAAGACUGAAAAAGUGGAUGAAGAUUGUGACAUAAGUGGGACUUUGUGAUUUCUUUUUUUUCUUUUUUUUUUUAAGUGGGGAGGAAGGGGAAGCUAGAUGGACUAUGAGAGACUUGAUUUUGGUGCUAAAGUUCCCCAGUUCAUAUGUGACAUCUUUCAAAAAAAAUAACAACAAAAAAAAGAGAAAAGCUAAAAAAAAAAAAAUGUAAGGGGUGAGAGUUAAUGGUAUUCAUUCCACAUACAAUAUCUGUGUAAAACGAUUUCCCG
Messenger RNA from Pteropus alecto (black flying fox), 2882 nucleotides. RefSeq names its product ZFP36 ring finger protein like 1 (gene ZFP36L1). The transcript is spliced from 2 exons. Gene Ontology annotation, molecular function: metal ion binding; mRNA binding. The record is from RefSeq and is a predicted model, not a curated record. NCBI's taxonomy places the organism in Eukaryota, Metazoa, Chordata, Mammalia, Chiroptera, Pteropodidae. Bases 896 to 1912 code for a protein of 338 amino acids.